This is a messenger RNA of Insectozyma verbasci, 1734 nucleotides long. The record is from the annotation of a GenBank genome assembly. NCBI's taxonomy places the organism in Eukaryota, Fungi, Ascomycota, Pichiomycetes, Serinales, Debaryomycetaceae.
AUGUCUACUAACAACUCAAUUUUUGAAUCACUUUUGACAAUAGAAGAUUUUGCUGGUUUUGAAGAUCAGGCAAGAUAUGAAGCUGAAUGGUUACCAAAAAUUAAAAAAUAUCAAGAAAACUUGAAAAAUGCUAUUCCAAAAGAAUUAACAGUUGAAUUACCAAAACCAGUUGCAGAAUUGAUCAAAGAACAAUUUAAUGCAGUUGAUUAUUUAUAUUCUGCUAAGUUAUUAACCCCAAAAGAAUUUGAAAUUACUGACUCAACAAUUUCUCAAUUAGUUGAUAAACAAGUUGAAGGUGAAUUAACAGCUGUUGAAAUUUACAAUGCAUUUGCACAUAGAGCUAUUAUUGCACAUCAAUUUACUAACUGUGCAGCUGAAAUUUUCAUUGAUGAAGGUUUGAAACAAGCGGAGGAAAGAGAUGCUUAUUUGAAAGAACAUGGUAAAAUAGUUGGUCCGUUACACGGUAUUCCAAUUUCAAUUAAAGAACAUCUUAAUUACAAAGGUAAAGUCACUCAUGCUAGUUUUGUUUCAUUAAUUGAAAAUGUUACUCCAGAACAUAGUGGUACAACUAAAAUUUUAGAAAAUUUGGGUGCUGUUUUCUAUAUUAGAACUACUCAACCUCAAACUUUAAUGCAUUUAGAUUCAAAUAACAAUAUCACCGGUUUAACUAAAUGUCCUUUCAACUUAUUAUUAUCUGCUGGUGGUUCAUCAUCUGGUGAAGGUGCAAUCUCUGCAUUUGGUGGUUCUGCAAUCGGUGUUGGCUCUGAUAUUGGUGGUUCAGUUAGAUCACCAAGUGCAUUUUCUGGUACAAAUGCUUUAAGACCUUCAACUAGAAGAAUUGCUGAAACAGGAACUACUUCAGCUGGUGCUGGUCAAGAAUCUGUACCUGCAAUUUUUGGUCCAAUUGGUAGAUCGAUCGAUGAUAUUGAUUAUUGGAUGAAAUCUUAUAUUAAUGAAGGUAAACCAUGGCUAAUUGAUGCUUGGGCAUUACCUAUUCCAUGGAGAUCAGUUCCAAAACCAGAUCCAAAAGAUUUAACAAUUGCUGUUAUUAGAGAUGAUGGUUUAGUUAGAGUUUCACCACCAAUUAGAAGAGGUUUAAAUGAAGUUGUUGAAAAAUUAAAAGCUGCUGGUGUUAGAAUUGUUGAAUUCCAACCACCAAAUACUAAAUUAGCUUAUGAAACAAUUAACAAGAUGUAUAAUUGUGAUGGAAAUUACAUGCAAAAGAAAUAUUUAAGUGCAUCUGGUGAACCAUUAACUAGAUUGACUAAAUGGGAUUUAAAUUUUGGAGAUGGUUCAAAACAUUAUAAUGUCAAAGAAAAUAGAGAAUUAAAUUAUAUUAGAGAUGGUUUAAGAAAUGAAUAUACUAAAUUCUUGGUUGAAAAUAAAAUUGAUUUCAUUUUAUCACCAACUUAUAAUAAUGUUGCUCCUCAUUCAGAAGAAGUUUACAAUUGGUCAUACACUACAUUGUUUAACAUUCUAGAUUUCCCAACUUUAGUUUUCCAAACUGGUAUUUUUCAAGAUCCAAAUGUUGAUAAAUGGACUGAAGAAGAUUUGAAAUAUGAAUAUAGAUCAGAUUUAGAAAAAUUAGAAAAUGAAAAUUAUAAACCUGAUGAAUUUAUUGGUGCGCCAAUUGGUUUACAAUUAAGUGGUAGAAGAUAUACUGACGAAGAAAUCGUUGCAGCAGGUAAAACUAUUGUUGAUGAUAUUUUAAAAGUUGAUUUAUUAAAACAUUAA